Molecule: messenger RNA, 2462 nt
Organism: Penaeus vannamei (Pacific white shrimp)
Lineage: Eukaryota; Metazoa; Arthropoda; Malacostraca; Decapoda; Penaeidae
Source: RefSeq, a predicted model, not a curated record
GCGAAAAGGAGACAAGACACUGAAAUAAAAGAAUGAACAGGCAAGCGAGAAUUGGAACUUCUGCGCAGCGCAUCAACGGAGCGUCUCGGACUCUUCCAACGUGGCGACUUUCUUCCUUUAUUUUGCGACGCUGAAGGCACAACAAAAAAUAUUUCAAGAUGACAGAUGGAAUGCUCUCCUUGUCGUGGAACAACCACAAAGCAACCUUUUGUCACAUCCUCUCCACACUAAGAGAAAAGGAGAGAUAUACAGAUGUCACAGUGGCAUGCGAAGGCAAAUUUUAUCCAGUACACAAGUUGGUUUUGUCAACUUGUAGUGAAUACUUUGAGAAGAUGUUUGACAACACACCUUGUAAGCAUCCAGUCAUUGUACUAAAAGAUGUAUUACCUGAUGAAUUGGAGGCUCUUUUAAGUUACAUGUAUGAUGGUGUUGUUAGUGUAGCGCAGAAUGAUCUGGCAAGACUAAUAAAGGCUGCAGAAUUGUUGCGGAUCAAAGGCCUAGCUGUGCCUGAUGAACCCCCAAAGCCAGAAGGGAACAGGAGAAAAUCCAUGCAGUCUAGAAAUGCCUCAGAUGACCGAAGCAGUCCACAUCCAAAGCGAAGAAAAGGCGAUGAGAGCAGCACCGCCUCCCAACGUAAUGCCCCAGCAGCAGCUUCUCCUCCCUCAUCCCCUCGAGUCUCACCUUUCCAAGGAGAUAGUGAACAGCAAGGAAGCAGCAGAAUUCAGCAGGAUAGUCACUGGAUGGAUCAGAGAGAUGACCCAAAGGCAGACCAUGCACAGGAAGACAGACUUGACAAUCACGCCUCUUCUCAAUCUCCGUCUCCAAAAGUACAGGUAUUAGUCGAUGAAACGCUAGUCAAAGAAGAAAUGGAAGAACCUAUUAGUACCAACCAAGAUGAUGGGAUGGACUAUGGAUCUCUAGGAAGCGACUCCAGAUUAGAGGGCUCGUGUGGUGGUGAAGGAGACGAUAAUGCUAGUCUGAUGAUACCUAACAAAUACGAACAAAAUGUUGCCACAUCUCAAGCGCAGCCCCUUCCAGAGGCUGUGGUGGAGGCACUAGCUGGACCCUCAGGGAUGCAGGGGUGGCUCGGAGGAUGUGAUGUCCCCGGCGGGUUUUCGGGCAUGGAAGGCUACAGUGGGGACGGUAGCCAGGAUGUCCACCAGCCCCCACAAGGUCCUGCAGGAGCACAAGCACAGCAAGCACACCAGAUGAUUAUGCUGAACUGCGAUGAUGAACAAAGGACAGGGAGAGGUGGCGACUCAGGCCUCAGGUGCAAGACCCACCAUUGUCCAUACUGUUCUUACAGCACCACCAAGACUACAAACCUUAAAAACCACAUCAGGGUCCAUACUGGUGAAAGGCCUUUUACCUGCCCUCAUUGCUCAUAUAGAGCAAAACAAGAAAAUAAUUUGAAGUCACACAUUCGCAGGCACACAGGGGAGAAGCCUUAUGCCUGCACUUAUUGUCCAUACCGUUCCAUAAAGAUCAGCACACUUAGAAGGCACAUGCAGACUCACCGUUAUGGAAGUUCGCCAUCUUAGAAUCAAGGCAAUGGUCAUAAUGUUGAUGGUUAGCGUACUUCUUUUUGUUUAUCCACAGACAUGGACUUUGCUUAUAAUCCAUUGUGUAGGGGGACAAAAUAUGAAUGUGAUGAUACUGAUUUGUAUUGCUUUUAUUUAUUAGAGAAGUCAUAGUUAGGAGUUUAGUAAUGGUAGAGUUCCUUUUGUAGUCAUUAUACAUCCUCAUAUGGUUGAUUUGAUAUACAUCACUCUCAAGAUAUUAUUAUACAUAGGUGUCAUUUGUUUAAUUCAAGACUUCCACAAAAGAGUUCCUGAAUACUGUAAUGCUUCAGAAUAUUCCUUUUUUAGUCAUUUCCAAAAGAGGAUAGGCAUUUACCAUCAAGAGGGUAAUGGCCAGCAAUAUCAGUAUUUAAGAAUCAUAGAGGUAAAACACAGAAUAGUAAAUGCCACAACCAUGAUCAGAGCAGUAGUUCUUCACAUAUGUAAGGAGUUACAGAAAAUGUAUUUUCUUUGGAUAUACUUUAGUACAGCAUUUUAACCCUGUUAGCAGUCUUACUCUUACAUUAAGGAAAUUAUUAGGAUAAGUACAGGUGAUACCCUUUUUGCAUUAUGAGAAUGUAUUUAUGUUAGUAAUGACAUUGUUUUGAUGCCAAAUGUCUAAUUAAAUGACAGAAUUGGCCAAGAGGAAAUGUAGAAAUAUUAUCAUCACAUACAAUAUUAAUUCUAGAAGGAAUGUGUUUUUCUUGUCAGAUACUUUACUUUGUAUUAUAUCUAUGAACUAGAAGUGUAAAAGAACAAAAUGUUUGAUAGAAAGAUUCUUUUAAAGAAAUAUAUAUACUUAGCAUUAUUAUCAUUUUAUUGUUAUACAUUAGAGCAUUUAAUAGGAGGAAAAAUGUCUUGGAAAGAAAAAAACAAUUGUACAUGUAUUUCCCCCCUCCCCCC